This is a messenger RNA of Portunus trituberculatus (swimming crab), 2967 nucleotides long. RefSeq lists its product as uncharacterized. Lineage: Eukaryota; Metazoa; Arthropoda; Malacostraca; Decapoda; Portunidae. Bases 876 to 2729 code for a protein of 617 amino acids. The record is from RefSeq and is a predicted model, not a curated record. The transcript has 7 exons.
AAAGUGGAGACGCAUACUUAAUCUUUCAUAUCAACUGUUAAGAUACAUCUACAUUGCCAGCUUUGUGUGUCAGGAAGGCCCAGUGAGGGGAAGUAGCUGGCGGUGGCUGGCCCUCUUGUCCCUGGGCGGCCUCUUCAUGACGUCAUCAGCAGGUCUCAGCCUGCCCUGCCUGCCCGCCUAAUUCCAGUAUUAUUCAUAUCUGUUCUCAGCUCACUUAUUUCGUCUCACAAGUGUGGUAGGGGUGUGUAUGGGUGUGGUGUGCUGCUGCUGCUGCUACUACUACUACUACUACUACUACUACUACUACUACUACUACUACUACUACUACUACUACUACUACUACUAGGCUUGCCAGCCGAGGAGAUGAUGUCCUAUCCUAACUACUACUUCCGCACUGCUUCCCGGCGACCUGAUCAGCAUUACAAGUAGUAGUAGUAAUAUUGCUACUACUACUACUACUACUACUACUGACUAUUUGGUGCCCUAUGACCUGCUACUGUCAAGGGGUGUGGUGGACCAGAGUAUGCUGACAGAAAAGGCUGACGAUGAGAAGCUGACAGACGAAUGAAGGAAGAAGAGGACAGGACCUGAGGAAUAGACAAACAACAUAUCUAAAACAAAUAAGAAAAAAAAAAACAUUGCAAACACGAUAGAAAAAGAAAACCAAGACGAAAAACAAGAACAACAAAAGAAAAAGUGAUUGAAAAAGAAACGGAACAAGGCAAAAAAAAUAACGUUAACAAUAACAAAACAAAUUCAAAACUACAAGCACAACCAGAACAACCCUUACACCACACCCAAAACCUCACACACACACACACACACACACACACACACACACACACACACACACACCUCAGCCUCACCACUUCACGAUGGACCCUCACAUGACAGCAGAGGACCGUAACAUAAUGGACUUGGGAUCCCACCGCCGCCUGAAGCAAGAACUCACACCACCACCCUGUCCACAACAUUUCAAGAAGAAGAAACUAGUCAACUUCAAGGUUUCUCUCCGGCGUCGCUCGCUGAAAGACCAGGCCAGACGCGGCAGCACUGGAAGCAUCACCCCUCGCUUUGACGGAAGAAAAAGCUCUGUGACAUUCCUGCAGGACCAAGUGGAUGCCUUAGGGAACGUAAAGGAUUGCGCUGAGCACGAUAUACCACUCCAAACGCGCCAUGACUCCAGGACAGCCACACUGGAGAGACAGGACACCAGGACGACGAAGGAAAGACGAGAGGCAUUCAGGAGCACUGGGGAACAGAGAAUGGCCGCUCGUAGGAGUCAGGAUCGCCGAAGUGGUUCAACGGCCAACAGUUUCAGUCUGUCACGUGACCAGGAGCACAGAUUCGAGGACCAGGGAUCAAGGGAUAUGGAGAUGACCCGCAGACUGGACCUGGAACUAUCUCGGGCCACGCAGCGCAACCUCUCCGUGGACACUGGCAAAAGACACUCACUGGUCGAGCCUGACUUGUCCCCCAUUAGAACCACGCCCCCGAGAACCAGCCCAAGAACCACACCUACCAGAACCACACCCAUCAGAACCAGUCCCAAUGUGUUCUGCCCGCCAAACGACACCUCCCCUACACCGCUGACUGUCCCAACGGCCGAAGAGAUACGUAGACUCAACAACAUAGCGGCGCAGAGGAAGAGGGAGGACUUUUCGCGGUCUAUCAGCACUUCGUCAACGGAGAACUGGAACAAGAUCAAGACUGUGGCCACCCCGAGGACCACCCGCAUGAACAGCCUAGUGGAGAUGGUCAUUACAAGGAGAAAGGCCUCACUAGCGCCCUCUAUCUGGACUCCCUCCGUUCCCCGCUCCUCUCCUGGACCCAGACCUGCCAACUUCCAGGACCAGGAGGAGAAAGGCAAGAGCGUGUACGUGGUGUCCUUCAUCCUACACACGGCGCCGGUGAAGCAGAGGCAACACGUUCGCUUCCGCCGUCUGCCGAGUCUCCAGCUGCCGGAGCGGGAGGUGCGGGGAAAGCAGUACCUGGCGUGGCUCGGAAAGCUUGUGGAGAACCCGCUGCUGUCCUCUGGCAUACUCCUCAAGGGCCUGGAGAUUGGUGUUGAGUAUCCAGUAAUCCACCUGCGUGAUGUACCUGAAGGGGGCGUGGGAGGCGGAGAGCAGCGGCGCCUGGAAGCAAGCCUGGGGAGCGACAGCAGCCUUCUUCAGGCUGAGUACGAGGAGGUGGUAUCGUGGACUCCUGAGCUGUUGGUGACGUGCCCGAGUGAUCCUUCCCAGUGGGCCCGCUGCUACAUCAUCCUGGGUUUCAUGACACUCGAUGGGGAGCUUAACGAGAAAAUGGAGAAGGUUUGGAAGGAGUGGACUGGUGCUUUGUUCAUCUACUGCAACAUAGACGACGAUUUAGGCCUGAAGAAGCUGUCAUUUUACCGCCGCCGCUCACCACACCAGGCCAAACUCUUCUCGUACCUCGUUAUCGUUGAAAUCGACACAGUAACCCGCAAGAACUCACUGCACCUCCUCGAUUUUGUGUACCGUAUGCGACUGAGGAGUAUGAGCGGGUAUAUCUCGGUCUACCAAAGCCACAGUCCCGAGGUGGAGGUAGAAAGGAAGGGUUCUGUGUCUUGUAUAUCUAACUCUUCCUCCUCUUCCUCCCUGUCCUCGUCCGUUCAGGCUGAGAGAGCUGCUGUCUCCACCACUACGAUUUUACCAGAGUACCAGCCUGAUGUGUAUCCCUCUUCUCGGUACGGGAGAAUGAGUGUCUGAGGGGAAAGGAAGAAGAUAAGAUUACGUAAUUAGAAUAGGUAGAAAAAGGAGGAGGAGGAGGAGAGAAGGAAGACACAACGUAAUUAGGAAAGAUAUUAAAAAGAAACUAUAUACUUAAUUAGAGUAGGUAGAAAGGGAGGAAAAGAGAAGAAACAAUGUAAUUAAAAUAAGUAGAAGAGGAGAAGGAAGAGGAGAAAUGAAAGAAACUAGGAGGAAAAUAGGAAAAUGAAGAACAACG